This is a messenger RNA of Sodiomyces alkalinus F11, 1386 nucleotides long. Its product is annotated as alpha/beta-hydrolase. Lineage: Eukaryota; Fungi; Ascomycota; Sordariomycetes; Glomerellales; Plectosphaerellaceae. The transcript has 6 exons. Gene Ontology annotation, molecular function: palmitoyl-(protein) hydrolase activity; carboxylic ester hydrolase activity. Gene Ontology annotation, cellular component: cytoplasm. The coding region runs from base 1 to 1386 and encodes 461 amino acids. The record is from RefSeq and is a predicted model, not a curated record. Gene Ontology annotation, biological process: protein depalmitoylation.
AUGGAUCAAGAUGGUCAUAACCAGCUCGUGAUUAUCAUGGUUCGGUGGGAUUCGUACACGGAGGUCACGCCUGACAGCGAAACGCACAUUCGCGUUACUUCGCUGAUCGAUUGGGAAUUAGCCGGUUGGUACCCAGUAUAUUGGGAGUUUGUGCUGCGGACUGCUGACAACCCUGCCCUCUCGGCGCGUAGGGACCCCCUCACUCUCACAUUCAGCUUGCCAACAACUAAACACGUAACGAACCCUCACAGCUGUAUUUGUCUGCUUUCUCUAAAUAUCUUUCUGUUUCUCUCCCUGCCGUCUGCGACAUUUCUUGUUUAUUCCUUCUCGCAUCCUCUGCCGGCCAACGAAACUCUCGGUAUGGCUGACACGCCGCCUGCGGCCUUCGGGCAUGUGCACGUGCUCGAAGCAACACAGGCGCAUACGCACACCGCUAUCCUACUCCAUGGACGAGGCAGCACUGGCCAAGAGUUCGCUGAAGAGCUCGCUGAGACGUUGAUGGCCGACGGCAAAACUAUCAUGCAGGCUCUGCCUGGCUGGAGAUGGGUGUUCCCAAGCUCCCGCGAGCUAUGGAGCCCAGUCUUCGAAGAAAGCAUGCCAGCCUGGUUCGAGGCCUACUCAUUAACAGAUGUCACGGCGAGGCAAGACCUACAAACGGACGGGAUUCGUGAGUCAGUGAAGCAUCUUGAAGGAAUCUGGGAGGCCGAAGUAGAGCGGUUGGGUGGCCUGGCGUCCAAAGUCGUUCUGGGCGGGAUCAGCCAAGGAGGUGCAAUCGGUAUCUGGACCAUGUUGUGCAUCAAAAGUAAACGGCCCACGUCGCAUCCAGCAGCUUUCAUAGGAGCUAGCACUUGGCUCCCAUUCGCCGCCGACAUCGAGCACGCUCUGAAUGGAAUCGACGAGGAGUCGGACAACAGAAUUGGCAGCGACUUUGUGAGGUCUAUGAUGAUCAGCCAGCACGCAAAAGCUCAGCCACCGAUGCCUGUGUUUCUCGGCCAUGGCACAGACGAUGCUUAUGUAGAUGUGGAGCUAGGACGUCAAGCGAAAGAUGUUCUCUCUCGAGUUGGGUGGACGGUGGAUUGGAACGAGUACUCGCGCGCUGAUCAGGAGGGUCACUGGCUAAAAGGACCAGAGGAGGUUGACGAUAUCGCCCUAUUCCUCCGAAGUGUAGCGGAGCGAUCGCUGCGCUCCAUCAACCUCUGUGAUGCGGAGUGCAGCAGUAUCGUGCCGCUUGACCGUGACCGUGAUAGACCCCUUGAAUCCACAAAUGUCCUUACCAGUCCAUAUAUCAUGGACAAGGAGAUCCUGCGACUCCUUGCCCUUGAGAUAGCGUACAAUCUCGUGAUACACAGGUCUCUGGAGCGCAAGAUGACACACCAGGGCGCAUAG